Solanum lycopersicum (tomato) is the source of this 830-nucleotide messenger RNA. RefSeq names its product protein PLANT CADMIUM RESISTANCE 2. Lineage: Eukaryota; Viridiplantae; Streptophyta; Magnoliopsida; Solanales; Solanaceae. The record is from RefSeq and is a predicted model, not a curated record.
AACUAUAUACUAAAGUCAAAAGUUUAGUAAAAUAUCAUCACGUUAUCUAGUUUCAAGAACUUAACUCAUCCCUUCAUCUUUUUUUCUUCUUCAUCAAUCAAUUAUCAUGAAAUCUUCAACAAUUUCAUUAAGUGAUCGAUACCAGAAAUUUUCCUCUUCAGGAGACGAUACGCCGUCGCCGAUUCGCUCGAAAACUCGAUUUUAUGUUGAUACGAUGGAUCCACAACCUGCAAUGUAUAGAAAAAAGAAAAAUGAUGUUCCAUGGUCAACUGGAUUAUGUGAUUGUAUGUCUGAUCCCAAAAAUUGUUGUAUUACAUUAUGGUGUCCAUGUAUCACUUUUGGACAGGUAGCUGAGAUUAUUGACAAGGGAUCUAAUUCUUGUGGAGUAAAUGGGGCAUUAUAUACAAUAAUAAUAUGUGUGACUUCUUGUCCAUGUAUUUACUCUUGUUUUUAUCGUAACAAAAUGAGACAACAAUAUUUGUUGAAAAAAAGUCCUUGUGGAGAUUGUCUGGUUCAUUGCUUUUGUGAAGCUUGUGCAUUGUGUCAAGAAUAUCGUGAGCUCAAAAAUCAAGGAGUUGAUAUGUCAAUUGGAUGGCAUGGAAAUGUGGAGAGACAAAAUCGUGGUGUGAUCAUCCCACCAACAGUUGAAGGUGGAAUGAAUAGAUAAAGAUUAUAUUUUUUUUUAGAAAUCGAAGUAAUAACUGCGAUAUAAUAAAGAGAUGCAUUUAGUUGAACGAUAGAAAAUAAUAAUUUUGUUAGUGGAUUAUGAUUGUAAUCAAAUUAUGUACAUGAUUAUUAUAAGUAUAUUGUUAAUUUUAUCGAGUUCACGA